AUGCUAAUAAAAAAAAUGUUAUUUGUCGAUAACAGUUGUUAUUAAAUCGCUUUAUGUUGAGAAAAGACUGUUUAUAAGAUAUCAACAUGGCACAUGUUCCUCCUUCCUCCGGAUCAAUCGUUGUAGCCGACUGGCAUCGAUGUAAAGACAGCAAAGAAUAUUUCAGCAAAAUUCUACACAAGAAGAAACGCAAAAACUUCGGUCUGUUGGAGUCUCCAGUGAUGCCCCCACAUGUAGCUGUGGACACAGUCCACUAUAAGAUCUUCAUCACUGGCAAGAGCGGAGUUGGGAAAACUGCUCUUGCUGCACGUCUUGCAGGCCUGAAUAUUCCAAACAUGCACUAUGAAACCACAGGUAUUGAGACAACAAUGGUAUAUUGGCCAGUGAAGCUGAGAGAAAAUGGCAGAGUGCUCUUCUUCCGUCUGCAGCUGUGGGACUGUGGAGAGAAUGCCUUGCGUAGAUUUGACCAUUUGUUGCCAGCUUGUAAGGAGCAGGUGGACGCCGUCCUUUUCUUGUUCUCCUUCACUGACAGGACAUCUUUCGAUGAUCUGUCAAAUCAAAUUGCUAAAUGGACUGGGACACCUGUGGCUCGUGUUGUGAAAUUAGUGGUUGGCACCAAAUUUGACCUUUUCAUGCACUGUGAUGUGGCAGAGAGAGACGUGAGAGACUUCCAGGAGACGUGGAGCUUACCGGUGCUGCGUGUAGGUGGGGAUGUCAGCGACAGGCUGGGUGAUGUAGCCCCCCUCCUCAACUGCCUGGCGGAGAGCCUGUGGCAUCAGGACUGUGUUACAGCCAGAUCAGCCAGCCACCCUUAGCAGCAGGAGACAAAGACUCUACUCUAAUGCCAAAAGUGAUUUUAAAGAGGCAGUUGAGGGGAACUGGAGGUUUACCCCUGGGUGUCCGUCUUUAAGGAUUUGCAUUUAGCAGCUGAUCUGGGAGUGCUUAAGCGCCUUCGGGAUGGGAGAGAAGCUGCUGUUGGAAUGAAUGGACACUCCCUGACACUAUGACUGCUGUCAAGAUGGAUUUUUGAUUCUGAAAUAUGUUAAAUUCUCCUAUGUAAGCAGGGUGUUCAGUCAUGAUUAUGGUUAUGUUCCAUUGCACUUAAAUUGCUUCCUCAAAGCCUCAACUUGCUUCCCUUAAGGACUAGCCAAUAAAAAGGAAACCAUUAAAGGAGAGAGGCACUGAGCAAAUGUGUUUUAGAAGGAUAAGAUAUCCUUUCCUCUAUAGCGUCACAGUAAUUUGUCAGCUGUUUCGGCGUUAACUUCUUCAGCCGCAUGGCUUCUGGGAAGGCUGUCCUCGCCUAUAGCUACUCGA
Etheostoma cragini (Arkansas darter) is the source of this 1314-nucleotide messenger RNA. It is a transcript of the gene cplane2, whose product is annotated as ciliogenesis and planar polarity effector 2. Lineage: Eukaryota; Metazoa; Chordata; Actinopteri; Perciformes; Percidae. Gene Ontology annotation, molecular function: GTPase activity; GTP binding. The record is from RefSeq and is a predicted model, not a curated record. The coding region runs from base 87 to 815 and encodes 242 amino acids. The transcript is spliced from 6 exons.